AUGAUCGCCAUAGUUAUGGACAUAUUUACAGAUGUGGAUAUUUUCAAGGAAAUUGUAGACGCUUCUACAAGAGGAAUCUCCGUAUAUCUUCUGCUAGAUGAAUCGAACUUCAGCCACUUUUUUAAGAUGGCAGAGAAACAGGGCUGUCAAGUACAGAGGCUCCGGAACAUGAGAGUUCGUACAGUAAAAGGACAAGAGUAUUUCUCCAAGUCAGGGGCAAAAUUUCAUGGAAAAAUGGAACAAAAAUUUCUUCUUGUCGACUGUAAGAAAGCGAUGUAUGGUACUUACAGCUUUAUGUGGUCCUUUGAAAAAGCCAACCUCAGCAUGGUCCAGAUCAUCACAGGACAACUUGUUGAAUCUUUUGAUGAGGAGUUCAGGACUCUCUAUGCCCGUUCUUCUGUUCCCAGCUCAUUUGAUCCAGAAUUAGUUAGGGUUAAUAGCCGGCGAGCUCUCUGGGACCAUGAUGCAUACCAGCAUUCACAGUCAUCCUUAGCUUCAGUUUCUAGCCAGCGUAAUCUUCUGGGGAGGCAAGACAAGAUUCACAGCUUCGAUCCCAAUUUUCUGAAAGCCCGUGGAAGAUAUGGAAUAAAUGAUAAUGACAAAUUUGGUAACAGAAUUCAGCUCUUUAAUAAAACACCACUUCUUCCAGGUUUUCAUAUGCAGAAUAGGAUCCAACAACUUCAGUCCAAUGAAGAACACUGGAAAAGGCAUAGUUAUGCUGGGGAGAAACCAGAAAGGACCCCCUAUUUGAUGCUCAACAGAGCAAUGAACAGGACUAACAAAUCAUCAAAUGCUUGGAAAGUACCCUCUGAUAGCCUCAGUAUUGUAUCCUCAUUGCAUGGAAGUCAUACAGACCACCACAAUGCACCGCAGCAAAGCUUAGCUGAUCGAUUCCCGCAGCCCAAACUCAAUAUGGUAGGAAGGAACUCAAUUGUUCGGAGGUCUUUCAACGGAACAGACAGUCACAUGCGCCAUCUGCAGCAGAAAAUGCCAACACUUGAACGUACUACAAAAUCAUUUCUGCGUAACUGGCGCAUUGAAUCAUACUUAAAUGACCAGUCAGAUUUUCCAGCAGAUUCUAAUGGUUCGGGGGUCGGCGAGAGAUGUGAGGGCUCCGAUGCAGCUGAAAAUGUCAAAGCUCACGCUCUUUAUGCCCAUUCUCGCCUGCGUUCUUCGUUUGUUUUUAAGCCUACGUUGCCAGAACAGAAGGAAGUAAAUAGCUGUGCCAGUUCUUCAAAUUCAACUAUCAUUGGUUCAGAGCAUAGCGAGACACCUAAAGCAACGCCCAAUCACCUUCCAAAGAUACAAGAUGUGACUGACGACACAGAGACAGAACCGAGCCCUAAUGUCCCCCUUGAAGUUGGCGUAGUAAAAAGCCAGAGCCCACAACUCUUAGAAGAUAAAAAACCUAGUUUUAAUCCUCCUGUUAUCAGAGAGCAGCCUGCCUACUUAAAUACAGCUGUGAGUACGAACAGACCGGUAGAAUUUCUGAAAAAUCAUAGAAACGAAUAUAUAUUGAAAAGACGAAGUUUCCCAAUAUUUAACCAAUCAAAAUCAGCUUUGGAUAACGGGGACAACAAAGAGGAAAGCACCUACAUCUACAGCACCCUAAAUAGGAAUAGAAUUAAGCCACCACUCAUUAUAACACCUCCUCCAGAGGAUGCACUAAAAAUCUCCAAAAGCUUGCACAGUGUACCCGGUCAUCUAGCAGAUGAUGCUAAAAACCUCAGAACUGAACCAAAAGGCUCUUGCGCUGCCAAGUCUAUCUCCGUGGCUGCAUUAGUCGAAGUGAGCAACGACGAAUCGAGUAAAGACGCCUUGCCAAAGAAAGAGAGCAAGAACUCUCCAAAUUUCCUCAAAAAGGGGUCGCAGAAGCUGAGAUCGUUGUUGAAUCUUACUCCAGACAAGAAAGAAAACUUGUCAAAAAGCAAAGCGCCUGCUUUUUACAGGAUGUGUAGCAGUUCUGACACUCUGGCGUCGGAAGACGAAGGGAAUCAAAAGGCCAAGGUGUCUGAGCUGAAAGCUGACUGCUCUCCACGAAAAAAGAGAAUGUCCUCCUCUAAUUCACAAGGCAGCUUACAUAGGAGUAAGGAGGAUGUGACUCUGAGCCCGACAAAGUCCCCCAGAUCACCCAAGCUCCCCAAAUCUCCCAAAUCCCCCAAGCCGCCAAAGUCACCCAAGUCUCCAAAAUCUCUAAAACCUCCAUCAGAAGAAAACCUCAAGAGAUGUCCCGCUGUGAUGCCCUUGGAAAAUAUGUUGUUAGAGCCUGCAGGUGAUGUUUCAACGCCCAGGUUUAACACUGAACAGAUUCAGUACCAAGAGGCCAGGGAGGUGUCUACAAACAAAGCCCGGGCACUUGCUCACGCUCCUGCCGGAGUCCUUUCACAAAGAGCCAAUACGCAGAGGGCCAACACGGUGACAGCUCACCCUUCAAGCACAAAGCCGAAAGAUGAGCUGCUGAGAUCUCGCUUGAGUGAAAGGCGCGUUUACAGUCGCUUUGAGCCCUUCUGUAACAUGGAAAGUUCAGCUCAGCAGCAAGGAGGAGUCCAGUCCAGAGGCAGCACACCAAAAAGCAGCACUCACGUCUCAGAGACAAGCAGCAAGGCCUCCGGAAACAACUAUUCAAGGAGUAAUCAGGUGGCGACCUACAACCCGCGUCUUUACCAUCCGUUGCACCCAAAUGAAAACAAAUUUCGGGGCUUUAUGCAAAAGUUUGGGAAUUUCAUAUACAAAAACAAAUAAAACGUAGAUCUGGAACUUAAAAAAAACGACCCACGGCGAUGUUUCAGACUGUUAUGCAGCUUUUGUAAAGCUUCACUGAAGUUACCACGGGGUUUAGAAGACCACCGCAUGUGUGUAUAACUUUACAACGUCCAGAACUUUUGUUCUUCAGCUCAGGAUAAGUUUUGAAAUCGAAAGAUGUUUUUUAUGUGCUUGCAUUUUUUAAAAAAAUGGGAUUCGAGAUGCCUUUGUUGCCUUACCGCACAAUAUAGGUGCGUUAUAAACCCUAAGAAUAACAGCAGGCCAAAGGAAAUGUUGCAGACACUUGUUAAUACCUCACGGCCUUUGUACACAAACACUUUCAUGCUUA
Messenger RNA from Gekko japonicus, 3091 nucleotides. It is a transcript of the gene SACK1B, whose product is annotated as family with sequence similarity 83 member B. Lineage: Eukaryota; Metazoa; Chordata; Lepidosauria; Squamata; Gekkonidae. The transcript has 3 exons. Gene Ontology annotation, biological process: epidermal growth factor receptor signaling pathway. The record is from RefSeq and is a predicted model, not a curated record. The annotation marks the transcript as partial. Gene Ontology annotation, cellular component: membrane; cytoplasm.